UCAUGUCUCAUGAUUUCGCCACCUAAUCUUUGAUGCAGGCUGCUGAAUGUACCUGGUCACAGUUCGAGAUGCCUAGACCACUUUGCUUCAAAUCCCCAACAUCAACAACACUAUUCUCUAAUUUCUCAAAACAUUUUCAAAAGGCUUCUUCUGAUUCUCCUUUCUUCAGAUCUAACAGGAGAAUCAACAAUUACCCAUCGUUCAUAGCCACCAUGUCUUCCGUUUCCAACCAGAAAGACCCUGUUUCUACUCCCGAUGGGACUCCUCAAAUCACCCAGCCACCAGUUCAGGUUGCAAAGCGACUGGAGAAGUUCAAAACUACAAUUUUUACUCAGAUGAGUAUGCUUGCAAUCAAGCAUGGAGCAAUAAACCUCGGCCAAGGGUUCCCCAACUUUGAUGGUCCAGAUUUUGUAAAAGAAGCGGCAAUUCAAGCCAUUAAAGAUGGGAAAAACCAAUAUGCUCGAGGAUAUGGAGUUCCAGACUUCAACAAUGCCAUAGCUGCCCGCUUCAAGAAGGAUACUGGACUUGUGAUUAACCCUGAGAAGGAAGUUACAGUUACCUCUGGGUGCACUGAAGCUAUUGCUGCAACCAUGUUAGGCUUGAUUAAUCCAGGUGAUGAGGUGAUCCUCUUUGCUCCAUUUUAUGAUUCUUACGAAGCGACGUUAUCUAUGGCUGGUGCCAAAAUAAAAUGCAUCACGUUGCGCCCUCCGGAUUUUGCUGUUCCUAUAGAUGAGCUUAAGUCUGCUAUCUCAAAGAACACUCGUGCCAUUCUUAUAAACACUCCACAUAAUCCAACUGGGAAGAUGUUUACUCGUGAGGAGCUCAAUACCAUUGCAUCAUUGUGCAUUGAGAAUGAUGUCUUAGUUUUUACGGACGAAGUUUAUGAUAAAUUAGCUUUCGAAAUGGAUCACAUUUCUAUGGCAUCACUUCCUGGAAUGUACGAGCGAACAGUGACAAUGAACUCCUUGGGGAAGACAUUCUCCCUAACAGGGUGGAAAAUUGGGUGGACAAUAGCUCCUCCACACUUGACUUGGGGAGUGCGGCAAGCACACUCAUUCCUUACUUUUGCCACUUCCACUCCAAUGCAGUGGGCAGCUACAGUCGCACUCUGUGCCCCUGAUUCCUACUUUGAGGAAUUAAAGAGAGAUUAUAUGGCAAAGAAGGCAAUUCUGGUACAGGGCUUGAAAGAUGUUGGGUUUAAGGUGUUCCCAUCGAGCGGAACAUACUUUGUUGUUGUAGAUCACACCCCUUUCGGUUUGGAGACUGAUAUUGCGUUCUGUGAGUAUCUGAUCAAGGAAGUCGGAGUCGUGGCAAUUCCAACUAGUGUAUUUUAUUUGAACCCGGAAGAUGGUAAGAAUUUGGUGAGAUUUACCUUCUGCAAGGAUGAAAAAACUUUGAGGUCCGCGGUUGAGAGGAUGAAGGAGAAGCUGAAGAAAAAGUGAUUAAAACACUCGGAAUUAGAUUUUCCGGCUAAGGUAUGUCACUAGAACAUAGAUUUCCGUUUUUCACUCCGAGAUAAGUUGUUAUCCUCCAAAAUCAAUCUGGAUUUAGGUUGAGCAAUGACUCAAACCAAAUCUAUAACUUUAAACUGAGUAAUAGAAUUCAAUGUAGGUGUUAACCGAGUGACUAUUCAUGGAUGAAUAUGCAGUAGUUUGUGCUUAAUUACUUGUACUGAAUUGAAGUUCGAGUGAUAUACCUUCGGCAA
Messenger RNA from Hibiscus syriacus, 1705 nucleotides. Its product is annotated as probable N-succinyldiaminopimelate aminotransferase DapC. Gene Ontology annotation, molecular function: L-kynurenine:2-oxoglutarate transaminase activity; pyridoxal phosphate binding. Lineage: Eukaryota; Viridiplantae; Streptophyta; Magnoliopsida; Malvales; Malvaceae. Gene Ontology annotation, biological process: biosynthetic process. The transcript has 2 exons. The record is from RefSeq and is a predicted model, not a curated record. Bases 33 to 1442 code for a protein of 469 amino acids. Gene Ontology annotation, cellular component: cytoplasm.